GGAGGGGGGGCUGCGGCGAGGCAGGAGCGACCCCCGCACGCCCCUCCGUCCCCCCGCAACCCCCCCCCCCCAUCGCGCCCCGGCCCCCCCGCCCUGCCCUGCAUGCCCGCGCAGGCAGCAUGGCCCGCAGGCAGGCGCGGGCAGCGGGCGGCGGGCGCUGGCUGCCCUGGCUGGGGCUCGCCCUGCUGCCGCUGGCCGUGCCCCCCGCCGCCGCCCCCGGGGGCUGCCCCUCCGCCUGCUACUGCGUGGCCACCCCGGAGCUGGUCACAUGCCGCUACGAGCGGCUGGAGGAGCCCCCGAGGGAGCUGCCGGCCGCCGUCCACAACCUCAGCAUCGCCGGCAGCAACCUGAGCAUCCUGCCCCGCGCCGCCUUCGCCGCCCGCCCGCUGCGCGACCUCCGCCUGCUCCGCCUGCGCCACGACAACAUCCACACCAUCGAGGACAUGGCCCUGCAGGGCCUGCCCGCCCUGCGCACCCUCGACCUGAGCCACAACCCGCUGCUCUCGGUGGCCGCGGGGGCCUUCGCCGGGGUCCCGCUGCUGCGCACGCUGCAGCUCAACCAGGCUCUGCUGGCGGCCCCGCUCGAGGAGCAGCUCGCCCUGGCCAUGCAAAACCUCACUCUGCGGCGCCUGGAGCUGGCGGGCAACGCUCUGCAGGCGCUGCCGGCCUCCCUUCUUCCCCCCGGGCUGGAGGAGCUGGACCUGCGGAACAACUCCCUGCAGCGGCUGGCGGCCGCCGAGCUCCGCAGCCUGGAGGCACCGGAGCUGCGGGGGCUGCGGCUCAACCUGGGGUCCAACCCGCUGAGCUGCGACUGUGCCCUGCGGCCCUUCCUGGCCUGGCUGCGCUCCGCGGGCUCCCGGGUGCUCGACGCGCGCAGCCUGCGCUGCGCGGGACCCCCGGCCCUGCGCGGGGCCGUGCUGCUCCGCCUGCGGCCCGAGGGGCUCGUGUGCGCGGGCAGCGAGGGCGGCGAGCCCGGCCAGCUGGAGACGGCCUCCUACGUCUUCUUCGGCAUCGUCCUGGCGCUCAUCGGCAUCGUCUUCCUCAUGGUGCUCUACCUGAACCGCCGCGGCAUCAAGCGCUGGCUCCACAACCUGCGCGAGGCUUGUCGCGACCAGAUGGAGGGGUACCACUACCGCUACGAGCAGGACGCCGACCCCCGCUGUGCCAGCGCCGUGGGCACCCCCGGCCUCUGACGGCGCCCUCGGCAUCACCCGCCGUGCCCCUCGACGCCUCUCCGCUCCCAACAUCCACACCUCGCACCAGCCCCGUCCAUCCCCUUGCCAUGGCACCGCCGAAAAUUAG
Messenger RNA from Neopelma chrysocephalum (saffron-crested tyrant-manakin), 1302 nucleotides. RefSeq names its product trophoblast glycoprotein like (gene TPBGL). Lineage: Eukaryota; Metazoa; Chordata; Aves; Passeriformes; Pipridae. Gene Ontology annotation, cellular component: plasma membrane. Gene Ontology annotation, molecular function: protein binding. The record is from RefSeq and is a predicted model, not a curated record. Gene Ontology annotation, biological process: negative regulation of canonical Wnt signaling pathway. The transcript has a single exon. The coding region runs from base 120 to 1193 and encodes 357 amino acids.